AUGUUUUAAGAGAUUGUAAAUUUAUACUGUAAUAUUAUANUAUUUGGAUUAUUUAAACAUAAUCCUCGUAACAUAAAUCCAUUAUUGGAUCAAUUAAGAGCUCAAAAUGCUUUAAGUUAAAAAGUAUAAUGUUACAAUGUUAAAGGUAAUUUCAAAAAUAAAGUUGUUUAUUUAACUCCCAAUUCUGGAACAUCCUUAAAAAGUGUGAUUAUAUCCAUUCCAAGAGAAAAAGACAAAAGAUCAUCCGUUUUAGAUUAAAAGACUAAUGAUUUAUUUAAAAAGUACUUAUCGAAAGAAAAUAAUAAUCAAAAUAACAAUGGAAUUAAUUUAUAAAUCAACUAAAAUGCUUUACAAAAGGAUUUCAUUUGGUAAAAUGGCAAUCACAUCGAAACUGAAUAAAAGAAAUUGUAAUAUGAUAACCAAUAUGGGUAUUGCUUAGAAAAUCAAUUUAAUGAUCUGCGUGAAAGAUUGAUGUUAGUUCGUAAGAAUAUUUACAAAGAAAUGACCAAUGAUGCUUCAAAUUAAAUCAUUAAUAUCGAUUUGGUAUUAUCAACUGAUGACAUUGAAGAAUUGUGCAAAAAGCUUCCAACCACUAUGAGCGAAUUAAAUGACCCAUUCAUUUGCAUAGCCUAAGAAAUUAAAAAAUUGCAAUAUAUGAAACACUUUAUUGAAGAAGUUGCUCACUUUGUUGAUAUCGAAGAAAUCAAUAAACUAUUAUUUGAAAAACGUACACAUUUUACUUAUUCUAGCCAAACAAAUCGAAACUCAGGUUGACUAAGUUUUUGAAUUUUAGAAGCACAUCAGAUAGGAAGAGGAUGUUGUUGACAUUACUAACUAAGAGUUUAUAGGUAAAUUAUCAAUUUUUAAUUUUAGCCAAAUAAAAAGAGAUAGAAGAAUUAUUAGUAAAUGGUUAAGAGCAUGAUGAUUACUUAGAUGAAGUACUCUAUUAAUUUAAUUUAGCUCUUAAACCUAAUUGAGGAAGAUGAAAAAAAAAAAUCUCCUGAUAUUGUUAUCAUCGAUGAUGACAUAAGUUAAAAUGAUUUUGCUUUAAACAAAAAACCACAAAUGUAGCAGGUUUCCACUUUUGAACCUAUUUAAUCACAUCAACUUUCAUAGGAUUUAAAAUAAUCUGAUAAAAGUGAAAAUAAUUAACAAUCAAAAAAGCUAAAAAUAAAUCUAAAAAGAUCCUUUUUAUGA
This is a messenger RNA of Paramecium octaurelia, 1197 nucleotides long. The record is from the annotation of a GenBank genome assembly. NCBI's taxonomy places the organism in Eukaryota, Ciliophora, Oligohymenophorea, Peniculida, Parameciidae.